Gossypium arboreum is the source of this 495-nucleotide messenger RNA. Its product is annotated as auxin-responsive protein SAUR36-like. The transcript has a single exon. Lineage: Eukaryota; Viridiplantae; Streptophyta; Magnoliopsida; Malvales; Malvaceae. Gene Ontology annotation, biological process: response to auxin. Bases 1 to 495 code for a protein of 164 amino acids. The record is from RefSeq and is a predicted model, not a curated record.
AUGAUGAAGAAAAUUACAGGGUUCAAGCUUGGAAGUAAGCUAGCGAAAGUUUUCAAAUGGAUAAUCCGACCCGGAAGUAGAAAUUAUAGGAACAGUUUCUUGAGACCUCGGAUCAGAUGCUGCAACCUGUUAUCUCGAAUCUGCUCUUUUGCCCGGUUUCUUCGAUGUCGAACGAAGGGGCUCUGUAAUUCGGGUUCUGGUCCGGGGUAUGUCCGAUUGGGUGAGGAGGGAAUGGAAAGAGUUGGCGGGGUACCGAAGGGGCAUGUUGCGGUGUACGUGGAGGAAUCAGGAGGUGAUAAGAGGAGGGUGGUAGUGCCUGUUAUUUAUUUUAACCACCCGUUGUUUGAAGAGCUGUUGAAGGAGUCGGAGCAGAUUUACGGGUUCAAUCAAUUGGGAGGGAUCACAUUGGCUUGUAGGAUUUCGGAGUUUGAGAAGGUUAAGAUGAGAAUUGCCGAUUGGGAUCAUUGCCGACGCAGAAAACAUCGUGGCCGUUAA